This is a messenger RNA of Magallana angulata, 2077 nucleotides long. RefSeq names its product histone acetyltransferase KAT5-like. Gene Ontology annotation, biological process: regulation of DNA-templated transcription. Gene Ontology annotation, molecular function: histone acetyltransferase activity. The transcript is spliced from 14 exons. Bases 121 to 1575 code for a protein of 484 amino acids. The record is from RefSeq and is a predicted model, not a curated record. NCBI's taxonomy places the organism in Eukaryota, Metazoa, Mollusca, Bivalvia, Ostreida, Ostreidae.
UAGAAAACGAACGAGAGAGGAAAAUAUCGACGUAAAUCCUCUGUCAUCGUAUUAAUAGAAAUAUUUAUUAUGUAUUUUUAAUAAGAAAAGAGCCAAGUUAGAAAAGGACCCUAUCAAACAAUGAAAGGAACAGAUUCUCAGCCUGAGAUAGUAGAAGGAUGCAGAUUGCCAGUGUUACUGAGAAAUGGAGAUGGAUGGCACAUGGCAGAAAUUCUUGGAAAGAAAGACCUAAAAGGGAAAAACCUUUACUACAUUCACUAUGAAGACUUCAAUAAGAGGUUGGAUGAAUGGGUCACAGAAGAACGUAUGGACAUUGCUAAGCUUGUACAGCCUUCAAAAGAGGCCAAGACACCAAAAAAAGAAGGGGUCAAAUCUGGAACAGAGUCAAGGCCAUCUAGUCCUGAAAGAGAAGUCGUUAGCACUCCAAAUGGGUCAGCAGCACCUACAACAGGAAACAAAAAAUUCAGCAGCAGCAGCAGGAAAAGAAAAGGGGCUGAUGACUCAGAGAAUAUUGAAUCAGCCACACCAAGUAGAACUAGCACCCCGACUGUCCCGAGUGGGAUUGACCCAUUAGCGACCCCCACGAGCAGUAGGAACAAUACCCCUACGCUUGGCCUCCAACAGCAGAACAAUGUAGCAUUGAAUGAAGAUGGCUCCAAGAAGCCUAGACAGACAGGAAGUAUGGUUGCUCACCAUGACGAUAUAGUAACCAGGAUGAAAAAUGUAGAAAUGAUAGAACUAGGAAAAUACAGAAUUCGUCCCUGGUAUUUUUCUCCCUAUCCUCAGGAAUUGACGUCUUUAUCCAUAGUGUAUAUUUGUGAAUUUUGUCUGAAAUAUGUGAAAAGUAAAAAGUGCUUAGAGAGACAUAUACAAAAGUGCUUACUGCGAUAUCCCCCAGGGAAUGAAAUCUACAGGAAAGGAAACAUAUCAUUUUUCGAAAUUGAUGGAAGGAAAAAUAAAGCAUAUGCUCAGAACCUGUGUCUCUUGGCCAAGCUAUUUCUAGACCACAAAACACUGUAUUAUGACACUGACCCCUUCCUGUUCUACGUGAUGUGUGAACAAGACUGUAAAGGCUACCACAUUGUGGGCUAUUUCUCUAAGGAAAAGGAGUCCACAGAAGACUACAAUGUAGCCUGUAUUUUGACUUUGCCCCCAUUCCAGAAAAAAGGGUUUGGAAAACUUUUGAUAGAAUUCAGUUAUGAGUUGUCCAAGUGUGAAGGAAAGACUGGUUCCCCAGAAAAGCCGCUAUCUGACCUUGGUCUGCUGUCCUAUAGGAGUUAUUGGUCCCAGACCAUCCUGGAGAUUCUCAUCACCAUGACGCCCUCAGAGGGCAACGAUCGGCCCGUCAUCACCAUCAAUGAUAUCUCGGAGAUGACAAGCAUCAAGAAAGAGGAUGUGAUUUCCACCUUACAACACCUGAACCUGAUCAACUACUACAAGGGACAGUACAUCAUCACCUUAUCUCACGAACAGAUCGACACCCAGAACAAGGCCAUGGAGAAACGCAAAGUACGAAUCGACCCCAAGUGUCUGCACUGGCAACCCAAGGACUGGAGCAAGCGGGGCAAGUGGUGAGAGGAGUCAGGACUUGGGGGGAAAUAUGUAUGCAAGAGGUGGUGUAAAGUUAGAAGUCAUAAUGAAUGAACUUGUGGCUCAUGAUGAGCUCCAAGCUAAGUGAUUUGGAGUUUGAGGAGGGUACUAUUCAUCUAUAGCUUGAUUGGAAAGCCAAUACCAAGCAAAUAAUGAAAUUAUUUAUAUGGUUUAUCUCUUUCUCUGAUGUUUAUUGGUAUGCAGAGAUAAAGGAACACAACUGUAUUUGCACAUGCAGUGGCAGUUUGCAACUGCCCAAGAUUCUUGAUACAUGUACAUGUACCGGAAAUGGAGUUUUUUGGGGGGGUUAUAUAAAUUUAGAAUCUCAACCCUAUGUAGAAAUACAGGUAGUUCACAAGAACUAUUUGAUGAAAUAAUGUAGUGUGCAAGAUGUGUAUCUAUAGCUUGAUAUUUGAACAUUUGUUUUAUACUCAUCAAGCAAUUCCUUGUAAUCCAUGCAAAUGAAAUAAACUUACAAAAAUCUUGA